Molecule: messenger RNA, 1456 nt
Organism: Pezoporus flaviventris
Lineage: Eukaryota; Metazoa; Chordata; Aves; Psittaciformes; Psittacidae
Exons: 6
Coding region: 25-714 (229 amino acids)
Source: RefSeq, a predicted model, not a curated record
CUGCGGAGUGAGCUGGUGUUUGGGAUGGAAUGCUGCUUGGAGUCCCCGGGGCUGGAUGGUGCCCUCCAUCCCUCCAUCCAUCCCUCCGCAGGAUGCUCCAUAUUCCUGUUUUUGAACUCACAUCUCCAUAGGAGGCUGAGCAGACCCCACAAACCGCCUGGAAGCGGGAUGGAGCUACGGUUUCACUGCAGAGCUUCUAUUGUCCGGGCUCCCCACAUGAGAGGGACUUUCCUGUUUCCAUUGUUCCGGACACUGGGAUCUAUUCUUGCUCUAUUUUUCCUUCCUGCCUGUGCACACUGGGAGGAGUGGGAUGUUGCCCCAGAUGUUUCCUGGGGCUUCUCUGCUUGCCUUAUGAAGAGAUCAAGACUGGUCCUGGAGCUGGUGGAGGCUGGGCUGAGCACUAACCUGGUGCAGAACUCGCUCAAGCUUCCACAGCUGAUGAAACUCGGAAAAGUGCAGCUCUGGCCGAGUGUGAGCAGUCUGGCCUUCUGGCAGUGGUGGAAGCAUGGAGAAGGAGAAACCCAAACUUCUCCAAUCGGCUCUGGGUCUCAUCGGGAGCUGUUGUCACGGAAACAGAGAUCUGCAGAGCCCCGUGCGCUCGGCGUUAACCGCCUCGGUGCCGUGCUGAUGGCCAGGGCAGGAUGUGCUUCAGGGCUGGUGGUGAUUUGGAUCUGGAGCUCGCAGCCUCUUCCUGGCUUUGCAGAGAACAACUGAGACCAGCAAAGCCAUUGAGGUGACAGGAGAUAGUGGCAUCCUGGAGGACACAGUGGAGACCAUCAGCUGCUUGUGCUACACGGCACUGGGCAAAGGCAGAAAACUGGACCAUCAAAAGCUUUCAGUAAGUAAAAUUCACUUUCACAGUGCAUGGCUGUGAAGGGUGAUGCAUUUUCUUUCUUGCUUUUGGAGCUGCCUGACGCAGUUUUUGUGUCAUUGUAGCUCUCCUGUCCAAUCUUUGGUCUGCCCCUAUAGACAAGUGAAGGGUCGAAGGCUUCAAGCCAAGGGGAGGAGCCUCACCUGUAGUUCCCAUGCUGGAGCAGACUGAGCAGAAAGGCAGAGACAGAGGGGCAAGCCACAGCCCUCCGUACACACAGCUUGGUGCUGGGGUGCCAGAGCAGGGACCCCAGUUCUUGUCUUGCAGGGUGGUGGCUGUUGGUGCAGUAGUUUACAGUGGGAACAGCUCUGCUCCAGCUUGCAGCUUCCAGGCAUUUUUUUCUGUCCUAACGUAUUUGUAACACUGAAGUAAUGGAAAGAUCCAUAACAGCCCAGCAUCACCUGGAACCAGUACACAGCUUGGCUGCUGUCACAUCCCUGUGGGAGGAGGCAGGCUGAUCCCAGCCCAGGGAGCUGGGGUACCAGGAGGGUGGAGAAGGAAAUAGGGUGGCUGGGAAUGCUCUCAGGGAGAAGGGAGAAUGGUCACAUAUGGAGGGGUGAGCCAGCACAAGCAGUGCAGCCGGAU